Phymastichus coffea is the source of this 4548-nucleotide messenger RNA. RefSeq lists its product as uncharacterized. The record is from RefSeq and is a predicted model, not a curated record. Gene Ontology annotation, molecular function: lipid carrier activity. Gene Ontology annotation, biological process: lipid transport. Bases 1 to 4548 code for a protein of 1515 amino acids. NCBI's taxonomy places the organism in Eukaryota, Metazoa, Arthropoda, Insecta, Hymenoptera, Eulophidae. The transcript is spliced from 16 exons.
AUGGGUACCGCUACUGGGUACGCGCUCGUCGCGUUGUUGGCAAGUGUUUGCUACGUAAGCGCAGCAGUUUGCACAUCAGUACCCGAUGUAAUUACACAGUCCGUUCAAUCAGUUGCAACACCAAAAGGCAAAGUCUACGUAUACAAAUAUUUCGCUUCUGUAGUGGCUGGUCAAAACGAACCCGACGCUUUCGCGUCUAAGUUACAAAUUAACGCACGGUUGGUUUUCAAAAGCCAGCUGAACGCAGCCUAUCUCAAGUUUUACGAUGUUCAGUUCAAUAUUUAUAAUGGACGCGACGAUAGCACAGCUGAAGGAAAGUUUUAUCCUAUCGAGGAAGCCAUUGAAUAUUUCCAUCAGCCCGUUAUGGUGGUAUACAACGAGCAACACGAGGUUGAAGGAGUUAAAUUCCAAGAAAACGACGCUACAUGGUCAAGAAAUAUGAAGAAAGGUUUGGUGUCACUCUUCCAUCCGGUACAUAUUAACAAUGAAACGUUUUAUCAUCGAUUUUGUUACCACCAGGAUACCGUGUACGGAAAAUGCAACGUCGAUUACUUGGUCUACAACAAUGGAGAGAAGGACAAAAUUCUUGAACAGAUGUAUGAGCCAAGGAAUUGCAGUAAAUUCGUGCUUUUCGAUGUUACGGAUUCUAAGAAUGAAGAUUGUAAUGUUCCGGCAGAGGAGGAUCUUGUCACAGCUGUCAAGAAAGUUUAUACUUAUGGUUCAAUCAAAGAUGUGGCUGAUUAUGUACUCAAGAAGGUCGUCUCUAAUGAGAAAUUUAGCUACUUGCCGUGGUCUCACAAUAAUUACGGAGUUCAGUUUAUCGAGACAAACCAAACCAUUGAGUUGGAGAAAGUUGCCGAUGAGUCGGAAUAUGACUUAUCUGCAACCAAAUUUGAUGACGUCAAACUUUCAAAUUUAACUUUCGACAAACACGAAUACAUACCAAACAUCAGCUCAGCUGAAGAAAUUCAUUUAGGCCGUUAUCAAGUCGAUUCAAAGGAGACUCUCGUACCAAUUGUUAAAAAAUUGUUGGUCGAUAUGGUUGGAUUUUUGAAAGAAAAUCAGUUAGACGUCGAAGAAAAAAAUCCAGAGCAAAAGUAUUUACUUGAGACUCUUUAUCGAUAUCUCGGUUACAUGGACAAAGAAUCAUUGCGUUAUUUGUUCGAUCACUUUAAUAUACACUCAGAAAAAGGAAAUAUGACAAGAAAAAUCUUUCUUCGUAUGCUCCCGCAUGUGGGUACUCAAGCUGUAUGGAAAGUAGUACUGGAUAUUAUUAAGGACGAACAAGUAUAUUUUAAACUCGACGAAGAGACAGUAAUACAUAUAUUGACGAAUUUGCCAAUGUUCGUUCUGAAUCCUACUGAAAAAUUCGCUAAACACGUGAUUGAAAUGAAAAGUUUACCGGAUCAUGUAAGUUACAAAGUGAUGAGAGCCGGUGUACUUUGUUACUCGAUUUUGCUGCAUAAAGUUUACAAAUCCGUCAAGGAUGACGAAAUUCCAUAUGCAUUAGAAGCACAUCUUCAAUAUUACUACGAUCGUAUUAAAUAUGAAAAUACCUAUAAUAAUAAAAUUCUGUACAUGAUGGCAAUGAGAAAUGUUGGAGUAGGUAUCUACAAGUACCUAGCUCCAAUUAUCAAGGGGGAAGACAUAUUCUACGUCGAUGUAACGAUUAAAAAGCGUGAAAAAUAUCGAAUUGCUGCGAUGUGGGCAGUCGCUAAAUCUAUUAGUCAGGAUUAUGAUAAAACUUACGACCUGUUCUGGCCAAUUCUUUCUAACAGUUCGAAUCCACUAUCAUUACGUAUCACUGCUUACGAACUUUUAGUAACAAGGAAUCCAAAGUUAAAUAUGAGGAUUCUCUUGAACGUUCAUGAUCUUAUGGAAAAUGAACGCGAUGAACAUUUGUUCAACUACCAUUAUACAACUUUGAAGUCUAAUGUAGAGUCGACAAAUCCGUGCAUGCAAGUUCAUGCUAAGAAUAUGAAAAAGAUUUUGCGUUUGACAAAGCCACAUAAAGUUCUUAGUUCUACCUUAUCCACCGUUAACGUGCAUGAUUAUUAUGAUACUGUGUAUGGGCAUGGUAAAAUAUUCAAGAUAGCUGCUGAAAUUAAUGAAGCUACGGGAUUGCCACAAACUGGUUAUUACGAAGUUAUUUCUACUUACUUGAGGAAACCGAAACUUACUACCGGAUAUUAUUGGAAUAUCGACGGAAUCAAUUUCAACAGUGUCAUGCAGAUAACAAAGAAUUUAUUAGAUUCAUCAGUAAAUAUUCAUAUGGAAAUAACGGAUGAAAAAGUUCAAACAAUCCUUCGUCAAACCCAAGGAUAUAAAAACUUUGACAAGCAUAUCCACGUAGAACUUUGGACAAUGUACAAUGGUUAUGUAACGAAUGUCCAAGUAUUCUUUGAGAACGGCCUGACCGACUACAUAAGACAGCUUUAUAAUCAGUAUAAACCAGAUGCCGAUCAGUUAAUGGAUCUUAAAGAGAAAUACAACAUUAAUGUAGUUGACAUAUCGUUCGCUAACCAUUAUAAGAUGGUUGUCGUCAGUGGAAUUGGAUUACCUAUAAUGUUCUACAACGAUGCUCCUUAUAUGAUGUAUACGAAAAUAAAACCUGACUUUUUCCCACAGAAGAAUACUUUGGCUAUGAAAGUUGAAGUCGAUUCGAGGUUCCAUAGAAGCAGCAUUUACCAAAUGAAGUUCUACAAUCCCUUUGCUGACAUUACUCAAUCUGUUCAGAGACAUACUGUUACGGCUGGUGCUUUACCGAUCGAUGUGACAUUCAGCUUACAAAUGUCAGCUCAAAGUCUUAAAUUGGAACUGCCAAGAUUGGCUAAACGAUCUUCGGCAGCUGGGUUGAAGAUACAAACUGUUGAUCAGGUCGUUAUCCUUAAAGAUGUUUUUAAAAACUAUUUGCAAACUCAUUGUCCAACCUGCCAGAAUAUUACGGUUAUUACCAAUGGUCCAACAUUCAAGAAUAACAAUUUGCAAGUUAUACAAAACUUGGAUUCUGGAAUGGAAUUCACUUACGGUAUGUUCGAUUGCGAACAUAACUUUGAACCUAAUGCAGAAAUGCAAGAAUGGUACAGGAUUUUCUAUUCGCCAAAGAAUAAUCGAAAGGCGGAUUUUGUCUUUAAAUUGUUCAUGAUUGUCCAUCAAGGUAUGUUCAAUUACGUGAACAACCCUUACACAAGCAGUUGUGGGCUGAUUAUGAAAGUAGCACCAUCCACAGUACAUCCAGUAUCUUACGUUGAAAUGAAUUGGCGUGCUGGUGUACUUACGAUCGACAAGCAAACAGUACUGACACUUCGUGGAAACGUCGAGGUCAAAUCUGCAACAACUAACGAUACUAUAAGAAAUUGGGAGAUAGAUAUAAGCUCAGAAGUAUUACAGUAUGUAAAUGCUUUCAAAGUAAAACUUACUAGAAAAAUACCGGAUGAGAAGAAUCUUAAGAUUUGCUUCGAAGCUAUUAAAGCUUAUCCCAAACUCAAUACUAAUAUCUCAAAUAUAGAGUAUAAAACAGUUAGCAAGGUGUCCUUAGUUGCCGGUUAUACCGAUGAUGAUAAUUGCGUGACAGAUCAAGUUAACAUCAAAGCUAAAAUCGUUGGUGAACGAUUGGAAGAACAAAUUGAACAUUUAAAAAAUUAUGCGAAACCUGGUUCUUGCUUCAAAAAUGCUUCGAACCCUCUUGACUUAGAUAUCACUAAGUCUUUUGAUUGGAACUGCUUGUACCAAAUUGUUAAAGGUACAACUAUGAGGAAAUACUCGGCCGAUGUUUCAUACAAGCAGAUAUUCCUUGAAUACUAUGCCAAGUUGCAAUUGUUCGGAGACUGGGUACGUUCUUUCUGGAGUUCUCAAAUCACAUACAGAUCAGAGCAUACGGAAGAAGGACAUAUACAAAUUCACAUGGCUUAUCCGGCUAACAAGAAUUACGGUAACAUCACCGUUGUAAGUCCUCACUACACUUUGGAGUAUAUUGAUGUCAUUUACGAGCAGGAUAACGUUGAAAAACGACAAAAUGAUCUUGUUUUCGACAACAUUGCCUUCCCCAUCACCUUCUUGGGGGAUUUCUAUAAAAAUGAUGUCAGGCCAUGCAUCGCUCACGCUCACGAGUUAAUAAAUGAUAUGAACCAAAUGAUCCCAAUGGAAUUCAGAGAUUGGACUCUUAUGUCCGGUGACUAUGGGUUAAUGAGUUACGCCGUGUUCGUCAAAACUAUUGCCGACGACAAAGUCGCUGUUAGAGUAUACGUUCUGGAUCACGUUUUGGAAGUAACACCCAGCGAAUCUGAACCUAUCAUCACCUUGAAUGGUGAAGCUAUCGCUUACAACAAUACGAUAGCUGUGAAAAAUUCUAUCUUCGACAUAAGCACGAUAAAUAAAUUAAUCGUGGUGGAAACGAAGAAAACCUCAAAGGUUAAAGUGUACUACACUCCCUAUAAUGUGAUCGUGAUUCCGCACAUUACACUUGACAGAAGCAUUGACGGUAUUUGUGGGCACAUGGGCAUGACUGUGUACACUCAACAAGUACCAUUAGUGUAUACUAGUACUUAA